CAUUCUGGUUAUUCUAUGUUGUAACGUCAGUCGACACUUCGACAGUCAUUAUUUCAUUAAUUUAUUGGUAUUCUUGCUUUAGCCAGCCAUUGUAGAAUCUGUUGUUUACUUUAUAGUUUAUAUACAAAAAUAUACAAUAUCAAAAUUUCACCCAAACAUCAGUUGCCUGUAAUGUUGACGGACGACGGUUAUAUCACGGGAAGCCUAAUUUACGAAUUUAGUUCUACUGAAAACUGAAUCUACUGUCAGGUCUGGUUGUGUUGYACCUCAAGAUAUUUAAUAUUCUAUUCUAUUGGCUGCAGAAUCAUGAAUGAUUAUUCUAUUGAACCAGUAGUUGAUUCAGAAUUAUAUGAAGUUGAAGAAAUUAGACAUUUGUAUGACCUCUUUGAUGUAAUUAGUGUUCAUAAAGUACAAAAUCCACUGCUUUGGGGUUUAUACACAUUAAGAAAAAAUGAAAUGGAAAUAAAUACUAAAAAUAUAAAUGUAAAUGAAUGGCUUUUAUAUCAUGUUACUGCCACUAAAAAUGUUCAAUCAAUUGCUGAGAAUAAUUUAGAUUGGCGUUUCACUAGUCGUUGUCGAUAUGGAAAAGGUGUAUGCUUUUCAUAUUGCCCUUUGUAUGCCAACAAAUAUGCAUCAUGUAAUCAAGGAUCAACUACAGUAGACUAUGAUGAAAAUUUAAUGCAUAUACUUAUUAAUAUGGGUUUUCCAAGAGAAGCAAUCAAACGAGCAUUAUUUUAUACUUAUAACCAAGGACUAGAAUGUGCAACCAAAUGGCUUAUGGACCAUAUUAUGGACAAUAAUUUUGCUGAACCUUUUGUUCCAUCCAGACAUGACUUUAAUAGUGAAAUUUCUAUCGAGCGAGCAUUUAUAAUUUGCCGAGUUUUGGUUCAUAGAAUCAAAGAUGUUAACGUGAAUUAUAAUUUGAACGUUAUACCUAACGUUUUCGAUACUGCUAAAUCAUUAAAUGGUAUGGUUUAUGUAAAAUUUAAUGAUUACGAAUUUUAUCCACAGUAUAUAGUGUAUUACAGAGAACAUAAUUUAACUCAAUAUGCUGAUCCAUAUUCAUUUAAUUUUAAUUUUAAUUAUAACUAUUGUUUUGAUCAAUAA
This is a messenger RNA of Diuraphis noxia (Russian wheat aphid), 1107 nucleotides long. RefSeq names its product ubiquitin specific protease 5. The record is from RefSeq and is a predicted model, not a curated record. Lineage: Eukaryota; Metazoa; Arthropoda; Insecta; Hemiptera; Aphididae. Gene Ontology annotation, cellular component: nucleus. Gene Ontology annotation, molecular function: NAD+ poly-ADP-ribosyltransferase activity; protein binding.